This is a messenger RNA of Penicillium waksmanii, 879 nucleotides long. Its product is annotated as RTA1 domain-containing protein. Gene Ontology annotation, cellular component: fungal-type vacuole; plasma membrane. NCBI's taxonomy places the organism in Eukaryota, Fungi, Ascomycota, Eurotiomycetes, Eurotiales, Aspergillaceae. The record is from RefSeq and is a predicted model, not a curated record. Bases 1 to 879 code for a protein of 292 amino acids. The transcript has 3 exons.
AUGCCUAGCUACGCGGAUUGUUUCGAAGUCGGUCCCCUCUGCCCCGUCCAGGCCACCACCUACGGCUACUAUCCCAACUUCGGCGGCAAUGUCUUCUUCGCCGUCUUCUUUGGCGUCCUGGGAAUCUCCCAACUCGGCCUCGGUAUUUACUUUCGAACAUGGACAUUCAUGACCGCCCUCGGCAUCGGUGCCUUGAUGGAAAUGGCGGGCUAUAUCGGACGAGUCUUGAUGAACGACAACCCAUGGAGUGCCCCCGCCUUUAAAUUACAGAUCGUCUGUUUGGUGCUGGCCCCGACUUUCGUGGCUGCCGGUAUCUACUUAACGCUCAAGCAUAUUGUCCUCGCUCUGGGCCCGCAGCACUCCAAGCUGAAGCCGCGACUCUUUACCUGGAUCUUUAUCGGAUGUGAUGUCGGCUCGCUGCUUUUGCAGGCUGCAGGUGGUGGUGUUGCCGCAGCCGCAGGCAAAACCGACCAGGCCAUGCUAAAGGCCGGAGACGACAUUAUCAUUGCUGGUAUCGCGUUCCAGGUUGCGACCAUGGCCGUGUGCGGCUUUGUUGCGCUGCACUUCUUCUGGACCGUUAGACGACACGGUAAUGGAUUGGAAGGCGAAAAGGAUCUCGAAACGACAACUGGUAUCCCUCGCACUCGGAUGCAACUCAUCCUCGGAGCUGAGAUCUUCGCUUACUUCACCGUGAUAAUUCGGUGUAUCUAUCGUAUCCCCGAGAUGGCUGGUGGCUGGGGUAACCCCCUCAUGCAAAAGGAGAGCGAGUUCCUUGUUCUGGACGGAAUGAUGAUCGCCUUGGCCUGCUUGUCUUUCACCCUAUUCCACCCCGGCUUCUUCCUUCCUUCAAUGCGCACUGGCUACAAGAAUCGUGCCUAA